Moesziomyces antarcticus is the source of this 2223-nucleotide messenger RNA. RefSeq lists its product as uncharacterized. The transcript has a single exon. Gene Ontology annotation, cellular component: plasma membrane. NCBI's taxonomy places the organism in Eukaryota, Fungi, Basidiomycota, Ustilaginomycetes, Ustilaginales, Ustilaginaceae. Gene Ontology annotation, biological process: adenylate cyclase-activating G protein-coupled receptor signaling pathway. The record is from RefSeq and is a predicted model, not a curated record. Gene Ontology annotation, molecular function: G protein-coupled receptor activity. Bases 1 to 2223 code for a protein of 740 amino acids.
AUGAGCGCCGCCGUCAUGGCCGCGCUGCCACCGCUCGCAAGGGUGUGGCAUCAGGACGACCCGUCGGUGCGCGUCAUCCAGGCCGACAACACCACCGACCCCAACGCCACCUUCCAGCGCGAGAGCGUAGGCACCACCGGCAACAUCGUCGACAUGGUCAUCUGCUGUCUGUCGUUCGUCGGCGCCAUCGCCAUCAUCUUGCCCUACGUCCUCAACCGUCGCAGCCGCAAGCUCCGUCACGCUCUCAUCCUUGGGCUCGCCACCUCCGACCUCGCCACCUCGGUCGUCAUCAUCAUCACCACCGCCUGCCUCAUCGCCAACAUCAACCUCGUACAGCACCACCAGCCCUGCACUUUCCUCGGCUACGUCUUGGUCAGUUCCAUCUUUUCGCAGCAUCUCUGGAAUCUGUCCAUCGCCAUCGUCACCUACAUGAUCCUCGUACAUCCGCUCUCCAACUUUACGCUCACCGUCGAGAAGCGCGUGCGCUGGCUGUGGCCCAUCUUUUGGCUGCUCUCGUUCGCCAUCAAUGCGAUCCCCUUUGCGCUGGGCGGAUUCGGGUUUCGCGGCGGCUACUGCGCCUUCACUACGCCCUUCCUCUUCACCUCGCUCUUUCAGUUCAUCCCGCGCGCGGUGGUGUUCGUCGUGAUCCUCUGCCUCUACACCCACCUCUUCUUCUUCCUACGCCGCACCAACCUCUUCUCCAGAGCCAACCACUCCAACUCGCUCAGCCGCAGCAGACAGCCUUCCGCCAACCCGCAAUCCCACCCGCAGCUCAACGCCACCGCCGCACAUCAACAGCCUUUGCUUGUUGCACCACCAGCACCACACGAACACGCCUCCUCGGCUCCCUCUUCGUCCGCAGAGCACAGCACAAAGACCUCCGACGCAAGCAGGAUCGCGCCGCCCGUGCUCGGCAAGAACGACCCCACCCUCGCUCGCAGGCGCUCCUCGUCGCUCGGCGAAAAGGACGCAAGCGUAGAGAUGACCACGCUCGAUCCAGCCUCGCGUCGACGCAACCACUCCUACGCCGACGUCUACUCGAACGAUGACGAGGCCGACACCUCGCUUUCGGGUCUGCUCUCUUACUCGGGCCCACGUGGCGUGAUGGACCCGAACUACACGAUGGCGUCGCCGCGCACACGCACGCCUGCGCAGCUCGACAUUGAAAAGGCGAAUGCGCCGCACUACGACGCAUCCUCCAUCACCGCCCACUCGCCCUCCAACGCCUCGUCUGCCGGUGCGGCGGCGUCCGCCUCGCUCUCGGCCAAGGGAUCCAGUGCGCCGCUCAACGCCUCUUUCCCGCGUGGCUCGGACGAUGCACAGCGCCCUACCGCGUCUCGGCGACCCGUCACUGCAGGUGCCACUGGCGCCGAGAAGCGAGAGGCGAGUACGGCACGACGCGCGUCUGCAGGCGAUUCGCGCUACGCCACCGCGCGCGAUACGGACGUCGAGAGCGUGGAUAGCGACGAGGGCGCGCGGCGCAUGCGUCCACGCAAAGACGCGGGCGACUUUGACAUGAUGACGCCGCCGGUGGAGCAUCUGAAGCACUACACUGCGCCCGUGCGCAGCUGCCGCAUGGCCGACAUCCUCGCCAUGGGCGACGACGAGAUGGCGCGUGCACGCACCGGGCUCGCCUCCGAACGCCGCAGCAGCGCCGUCCAAAUCCUUCCCGGCGAAAUCGUCGUCGAAAUGCCCAGCAAGGAAGCCUUUGAAGAGUCCCUCGGCGACGACUGGAAUUGGGGUAUGGAUGUCACCACCAAGAACGAGCACUCGCGGCCAUCACGAAGACCUCGCGACGAUACAGGCCUGCACACCGGAACAUCCUCGACAUCAUCGCAGGAUGAAAACGGCGUCGAGUCGAUCGGGUCUACACUCAACCGACAGGCAUCGUUGCUGUUGCUGCUCUACCCCGCCGCGUACUGUCUGUUGUUCUCCAUUUCGAUAGCGAGGUUGGCGGUGGAUCUGGCGGAUCCAGCUGCGUCGGUACGAAAUGCCCACGACUGGCUACACCAACUCUCGCGCUGGCUCAUCUUUGCACAGGGCGCCAUCGACGCGAUCAUCUUCCAGUUCAUCGAGCGCCAGUUCCGACAGCGCAUGAAGCGUCGUCGACGCAAAGCCAUGGGCGAACCCAUCAACGACAGCUUCUCCCACCGUGUCGGCAAACUCGCCGUCGCCCAAGUCAAACGCAGCCUUCACAGAGGUUCCCAAACCACCCACGCCUGA